Molecule: messenger RNA, 1020 nt
Organism: Enterobius vermicularis (human pinworm)
Lineage: Eukaryota; Metazoa; Nematoda; Chromadorea; Rhabditida; Oxyuridae
Source: the annotation of a GenBank genome assembly
AUGCUUCUUAUGAUCCUCGCUGUCAUAUUUGCUGUAACAUUUGUACCAUCGACAGAUACAUUUCAAAUUAACAAUGAAAUUGUUGGCAGUCCAGUGGUUGAUUGUGAAGACACAAUGGUUUCGUUAACAUUUGAAACAAAAAAACCGUUUACUGGUCGUAUCUAUGUGAGAGGUUUAGCUGAUGAUGAUAGAUGUUCAAGAAAUUUUGCUGAUAAUAUUGAUCAAAGCAAAUUUUCAAUGAUGGUCCAAACUGGUGACUGUACAAUGAAAAGACAGCGAGUUACUGGAACUGUUGAGGGUAUAAUGUUUUCGUUAACAAUCGUGGUAUCAUUCCACGGCACAUUUGUUACGAAGGUUGACAGAGCAUAUCGAUGUAUGUGUUUUUUCCGAAACGUUAAACAUCUAACUUCUGGUAUUGAUAUGCAACCAAUCCAGGCAACUGAGCUAAUGGAUACUGCAGAGAUGCCCAAAUGCACCUACAGUAUUCAUUCAAAUGCUCCAAAUGGUCCCCAAGUUGUUUAUGGAACCGUAGGCGAAAAAAUUUAUCAUGUAUGGGAAUGCGACAAUCAAAACUAUGGUUUUUUGGUACAUUCUUGUUUUGUCAACGACGGCAGAUCUACAAGAUUUGAUUUGCUGGAUAUUGAUGGAUGUGCAAUUGAUCCAGUGAUACAACCAGACGUCGAAUAUAGUGCUGAUUUGACCCGAGCUGUUGCUGAGACUUGGGGUUAUAAGUUUAGUGAUACUUCCGUUCUGAAUUAUCAGUGUGUGGUGGAACUUUGUAAAAAAGACACUGGCGAGUGCGAAGGCCUAACUCCACCAGCAUGCCAUAAACAACAACGUCAUGUCAGAAGUGAGCCAGCUAGAAAAUCAAAAAGAAGUGGUGACUCAAAAUGGAGCGAAUUAGAUCUUUCUGCUACAGUUCAGAUGCUUGACAGCCUAAAGGAAGACGGGUUAUAUGAUCUCGGCGAAGGAAAUGUUAUUAGAGAAGUGGAUCAGUCGCCAGGAAGUCAAGGUCUAUAG